Molecule: messenger RNA, 4011 nt
Organism: Liolophura sinensis
Lineage: Eukaryota; Metazoa; Mollusca; Polyplacophora; Chitonida; Chitonidae
Exons: 2
Coding region: 1-432 (143 amino acids)
Source: RefSeq, a predicted model, not a curated record
AUGCGGAAUUUUCUCUGCAUUCAGCACUCGGAAGAUUCCUGGUCUGAAGAAGAAGCCGACAUUGAAAGUGACGAAGAUCACCGCCAAAGCACCCGCCGAAGAAAUCGACAGUCGUGUUCGACUCUCAGCUCAGAGGGCAUUUUCUCUGAGGAGGAAGGGAUGUCCACUAGGGGGACACCUGACCCGCUAGCAACGACAUACAGCUCGGAAAACCUCACAAUGGACCUGGCAAGCUGUGUUUCAGAUGGACUGUCGGAUAAAGAAAUGACGGUGAAGAAAAUGAGAGUUCAAGUCAGCCAGAGAUCAGAGAGGCGAUAUGAGCCACCAAUCACAGAGACAGAUUCCAGCUCCGAUUCAGAUGAGUGCUCUGAUAUUACCGUCUCAACAACAGUCAACAAAUCUCAGCGACAAACAGAGCCUGGUGGAUGGUAAGGGAGACUACUCUGUCAGCAGCAUUGUUUUCCUUACCAAUGUGGAAGUACUAAGUGAGUCAGCACCGUGACUUUGUCUUCACGAGUGGCUGGUUAACACCGCUGGACUUUAACAGACGCAUUGAAUUACCUCCCUUUGGUGCUUAGUUCUACAAAGUUUUGGUACACUAGCUCUGUAAUGGUAUAAAACGAGAUUCCGUGGAUGGCAGACUUCAUAGUAAAAAAAAAAAAUAGCUUAGGUAUGUCGACCUGUGAGAUUUUAACAAGAAUGUUGUUGUUGCUCUGCUGUUGUUGGAGUAGAGUUGGAUACCAGAUUGUGCAAAGAAAUCAACCAGCAGACUGCAAUUCACUGUGAGUAAGGCAAAGAAAGGAAAAAAAACCUUGUUUUCAAGAAGAGUGUGCAAAGAUGAAGACAAAUACUUUACUGGCACACCGUGAGCAUAUAGGGUACUGUGAGUUGUGAGCUGCUAAUGUGGGAAACUGGAAAGUGUGCAACUGUCUGGACUAUCCCCAAGGAAGUGCACACUUGUGCGUGAAGCCUUACAGCCAGGACCUGAGAAAUGUUUGACCUGAAAAGCUACACCUGAGAAACAAAACUGCUUCAGAAGUGUGCUAAAAGUUAUUAACUUCAGAGUACAAGUACAUGUAUGCACAAAAGCAUGCGUCAAGCAGUGUUUAGUUGUUUCCAGAAGUGUGCAGCUUUGGUGUUUAUAACAGAAAGCCACUGUGUGUCUGAAAGAUCCUUAAAAAAGUGUGCUGUCAUGGGUCUGCUAAGUGUGCCCUGGGAAGUGUGCCCUGAGAAGUUUGCUGGCAGUCUUCUCAAGUUCUGAACGAUUGGUUGCCUCGAACUUAGAAGUUGCACAUUGUGUCAUGCACUGCAGGAUUGGUGAAUAUGUUGAGGAGGGUUUGUUAAUGAGAUUGACCAAUCAGUAUCAUGAGAACUGACAUCGUGUUUUGAUUGGUUUCACUGGUUGAGCAGUCAUCUCAUUGAGGCAUCACAGUGGAUCUCAGUAUCAUGAAAACUGAAUUCAGGUUUUGAUUGGUUGAACUGGUUGACCAGUCAUCUCAUUGAGGCAUGGCAGUGGAUCUCUAUAUUAUGAGACAUGACUUCAAUACAAAAACAACCAUCAUUUUUAAGGUAUCAGCAUUGAAAGGCAUGGAACUUGCAGAUACCUUUAUUUCAGAUCUAGAAAAACUUGCCUUCUGAAAGGAACAACAUUGGAUUCUGUGGGAUACGAAAAAAAUGCCAGAGGAAAAUGACUUUCCCUCUGAAGCAUCUGGAAAGCCUGGGACUGGAUUGUCAACAUGUUUAUGAGCAAAAAUACAUGUAUGUGUAUCUCUCUUGUUAUGGAAGUGAAAAGAACUUAACGCACAGAUUCUGUAGAUGGUCUGGAAUAUAGUAGAAUGAUAAAGAGAUUUCCUCCAAAACAAAAAGUUUGAAACAUUCGAACUGAUAAUAGUGCAGGACGUUUGAGUCUACUAUACAAACCUUACUUUUUAAACCUUGACAUCUCCAUAACAACAUGUCUUCCAGAUGUUAGCAAGAAGUUUCUAACAUGUUGAAUGGAAUUUUCCUUAAAAAAAACACAAGCAGUUCAUACCAAGGAUUUUUCAGUCCAUCACCAAAUUACAUACAAAAUAUCCAAAGUCACUGUAGGCACAUAUCUCAUUGGCUGAUACAAAUCAUAAAUUGGAAUAUAUGCAUCUGAUUGGCUGAUGUCCAUGGAAGUCAGUGAAUUGGUGUUAUAUGAUUGGUCAAAUGUUUGUGUCCAUGUCAUCAUUCCAUAAAUUUUAUUGGUUAUUGGAAAGCUGGAUGUAACAUGAGCUUUGAUUGGUCAGUCUUAAUUCCAGAAUGUAGAGCAUUCCAAAUCAGGAGAGAUAUUUUUAUGUUUCUUAUUUAUAAUGCACAUUGUUAUUUUAUUUUCCUGAAAAUAAUUGGUUUUCCAGAUUAUCAUAUCAGUGGUAAGAAUACAUUGCUCAUGAAACGACUAAUUUACCAUGCUGAGUGUAGUUCUCUCUCAGAAACUUACAUUUUAACUCAUUGCUUAUCCUUGUGUUGCAGAAUAAGAUUGUACUUAGUAUGAAAAUUCCAGAAGUUUGCCAAGGAUUUUGAAUUCCAGUUGAAAAAAAUUAAUCGCAUUAUGAAAGCAUAUCAACAUGUACAAUAUAUGUGUGCACCAUUGAUACAUGCACUUUUAAUACCAGUAUUGCAUUGUAUUUUUUGGUGUGUUCUAACACGUUUUUGUGGUAUUUACCAUCCGUUGUUGUUGACCAACAGCCUAAUGGUAACCUGUGGCUAUUAUUAUUAUUAUUAUUAUAUCAUUUUCUGUAAAAUUAUUGUUAUUAUUUUUUAUUAGUAAUACAUUGAUAACUUAUAUUGUUGUAUUUUUUUACCACUGUCGGCUGAAUUUUGUGCUGAGGAAUUCUUGGAGGAGAAAUGGUGUAAUAUGAAGCUGAAAAUAAUGUGCUAUUUCACUUUUGUUAGGCAGCAUUUCCAAAUGCUGCAUUUGAUCUCAGAAUUUUAUUAGAAUUUACCCUACUCUUUUAUUGUGUUACACUUAGAAGUUUUGUUGAGAAACUUCAGUUUUCUCCUUCAGUCAAUUGCAGCUUUUAUGUUUGUGUCUGUGUUCUUUUUUUUUCAGUCUUUUUCCCUGUAAGUUCAUAUUAACCAGAAAAAAUUUCUAAAUGUGUUUUUCAAGACAAAUGGUUUAGUGCAGCCAUUUAUCUAAACACAGAAAACAUUAAUAUUAUACUAUUUCCCGAUAUUAUGUUUAAAUAAUAAAAUUAAAGAUAAGUUAAAGUAAAAAGAACCAUUGAAUCUGAUACAAGGAUCAGUUGAUUAAAAAAAGUGUCGAUUUAUUUAAAUUUUUAGCAUACCAUAGGUAUAGGCUGUAACCAUAGUUAAAUUUUUAUGUAUUAAUUUUACCUUAAUUGAUAUUAAUUUGUAUUGCAUCAUUCCUCAUUACCCAAACCAUACUGGGAAUAGCAUUUCUUGGUCAGAUUACUGCCAUUUGUUUCAGGGGAGAUAAAUCUGUAUUUUUUUUUUGUAAUACUUGCCAAGACUUGAGUCUACUUCCAGUUGAUUAUUGUACAGGGAGAUCAGAUACAUUAUCUGUACUCUUUCGACAGAUUUAGACACCUACAUCGAAUCCUCUGAUUCAAAACUUCAUCUUUUGACAGAUGAUUCCCCUAAACCACAUUCUGAGAAAGAAAAAAAACGUCAGUGUAGUAAGUAUAAGUUGAAAUGAAAGCGAAGUACCUGGAGAAGUGCCCCGUAGUACUCAGGUUGAGAGAUUUACAGUGAGUAUAUACAAAGUGGCACUAUUUGUGUGUGUGGCAACUUUGACAUCUCCCAGUACAUAAUGGCCACGGCCGACAUAAAUCUGCUAUUAAAAGUUUAUUCAAGCCAAAGAAACAAAGGAAGAUUUUCAUUAUUCUUGAUUUGUAGUACACUAUUUAGUGGCUCUAGCAGUUGACAAGAAAAUGUUGCCAGAUUCAGACUAUGUUCAUGUUAAAAAGGGGGCAUUGUGGGCUCAGCUUUAAAAUUCUAGGUCUGCCAGCAACCUGUGGAUGGUCGUGG